GAGCAGGGUGAAGAAGUGGGGAUUUUUAGUCAGGCGCCAGGGGCGGUCUCGGGGUCCUAGCAAUCGAGUUCAUACAGAUCAGUGGUGCUCCAAAAUGUCGGUAGAGGUUUACCUUUUGUGGCUUAUGUUGCUUUUACAUAUGCUGUCAGCAUAUGGAACUGAGUUGUCAUCAGAGGUCUGCAGGGAACUGGGCUUUUCCAGCAACCUGCUGUGCAGCUCCUGUGAUCUGCUUGGAGAGUUCAGCCUCAACCAGCUGCAGCCGGACUGCCGGCACUGCUGCCAACAGGAGGCUCAAAUGGAAGCUCGCAAGCUCUACGCUGGAGCCAUCCUUGAGGUCUGUGGAUGAAAAUUGGGGAGGUUCCCUCAAGUUCAAGCUUUUGUCAGGAGUGAAAAGCCGAAGACAUUUCGAGGUCUUCAGAUCAAGUACGUCAGAGGCUCUGAUCCUGUGCUAAAGCUUUUGGACGAUAACGGGAACAUCGCUGAAGAACUCAGCAUCCUGAAGUGGAACACUGACAGCGUGGAGGAAUUCCUGAGUGAGAGGUUGGAACGGAUAUAGAGGAGAAACAGCCAAUCCUUUUUGGGGAAAGGGGUGGGGGGGUGUCAGGGUGUUGGUUUGUUUGUAGCCAGACGGGUGUCAUAGCAUUUGUUGAAUAACCGCUCUGUGCCAUCAUAGAAAGUAAGCCCAGGAAAUCAACAUGCCUGAAGCUGUGAAUGUUGGUUUUCAGAGGGCGAUGAUUUGCUGAUUAGUUUUCUAUGUGUGGAAGUGUCCUUCCCCACCUGUCUGACAUGGUGUUUUUGUUUAAAGCUUGUCGUCUGUGAUUUGCAUAAGGAGGAAUGCUUUCUAGUUUCACAUUAAAUGCAGAUGAGCUGAAGCGCACAUUAAUGACGACCCCACAGUAAACCAGUUCUGGGAUGUCGGGUCUGAUGCACAUUUGGGUUUUUGCUUUUCCUGCUUUGAAGAGAAACUGGAUUUGCUUUGGAGGCUGCUUUUGAUGGUUUAAAUAUGCAACAAUAAACAUUUGUUUUUCCAUUAA
Thalassophryne amazonica is the source of this 1034-nucleotide messenger RNA. It is a transcript of the gene selenof, whose product is annotated as selenoprotein F. Lineage: Eukaryota; Metazoa; Chordata; Actinopteri; Batrachoidiformes; Batrachoididae. Gene Ontology annotation, molecular function: oxidoreductase activity. The transcript is spliced from 5 exons. The record is from RefSeq and is a predicted model, not a curated record. Gene Ontology annotation, cellular component: endoplasmic reticulum lumen.